Malaya genurostris is the source of this 1517-nucleotide messenger RNA. Its product is annotated as methionine synthase reductase-like. The record is from RefSeq and is a predicted model, not a curated record. The coding region runs from base 151 to 1506 and encodes 451 amino acids. The transcript is spliced from 3 exons. Lineage: Eukaryota; Metazoa; Arthropoda; Insecta; Diptera; Culicidae. Gene Ontology annotation, biological process: homocysteine metabolic process. Gene Ontology annotation, cellular component: cytosol. Gene Ontology annotation, molecular function: flavin adenine dinucleotide binding; FMN binding; [methionine synthase] reductase (NADPH) activity.
UGAAAACGCCACAAAUAAACGCACGUGUUUUCCGUGUUUUCAUAACAGUUUGAAAUAAAUAAUAACAAAUCACUCCAAAUUGACACUAUUUUCACUACUUGUUGAUCGUUCAGUCUUUUUAUCAUCAUUUUAACUAAAUUCAGCUGUGACAUGAUAAAUAUCACUAAAAUCAUAGAAGAUCAUCACAACGAGGCUCUUGAUCUUCCCUUGGUUCCCAAAACGUACGUUAAGUUGAGUAAUUGCAAUAAGGUUGAUGUCGAUCUCGAUGUUCAUCUACAGUAUACCUGCCAGCAACCAUUCGAGUCAACCAAGGUGUCUCGGUAUGAAAUCUCUGAGCACAAAACUAUCGCUGAAGGAGAAGAUACAAAAACAGUUUAUGAUAUAACCCUUAGUACUGAAUCUUAUUUUGACUAUCAGUAUACACCUGGGGACACGAUAGGUAUUCUCACCAAAAACUUCGACGAGGAUGUUGAUUACGUUAUCGAGAAUUUAUCAUGCGAAGUAAAUUAUGAAGACUUUUAUAAAGUUGAAAUAGAUCAUACCACAACAAAAAGGAACGCUAAACUUCCUCCAUACAUUCCACACAUAGUGUCAAUUCGCAAAUUGUUAAGUGAGUGUCUCGAUUUGAGAGCUAUUCCAAAAAAGCUUUUCAUCCGAGCUCUUGUUGAAUGCACCAGCGAUGAGACGGAGAAGCGGUUUCUUUCCAUUUUGUGUAACAAAAUGGGUUCCACAUAUGAUGAUGUUGUGCUGAAAGCAGGAAUUAGUUUCGUAAUGCUACUGAAGCAGCUUCCUUCGUGUAAACCAUCCUUGGAAAUGUUAAUUGAACAUCUGCCUAGAUUGAUGCCUCGACCGUAUUCGAUUGUCCAUUGUCACAGCGAUUCAAAACAAAAUCGAAGCAUAAGAAUAAUUUUUUCACUCGAUGAAAACAAUCCUGGAUGUACUACGUCGUAUCUGAAAAGCUGUUGUGGUACAAAUGAAUCAGUAUAUCUAUACUUCAGAAAAUCGUCCUGCUUCACUUUUUCGGAUGACGAUGCAGAAAAAGACAUUAUAUUGAUCGGUGUUGGAACGGGUAUAGCUCCAUACCUAAGCUUUUUGGAGAAACGAAAAGAGGCAAUUAAUCACUCGAGAAAUCGCGAUUCGAAAGCGUGGCUCGUCGUUGGAUUUCGAUAUGAACGAACAAGUUACCUUUGUCGAGAAGAAAUCGAACAAUAUUUGAAGUCAACCGUACUAACAAACCUAUCGGUUGCUUUUUCUCGCGAUCAUAUGUCCAAACACCGAUAUGUUCAGGAUCAACUUGAGGCAAACAAAGAGCAAUUGGCAAAAAUUCUAGUCAACCCACUCAGCAAAUUGUAUAUAUGUGGUGAUGGAAAGAAAAUGAUUCCUCAAAUCAAAAAUAAAAUAAUCGAUAUUUUAAGCGACGUACUAUCAAUAAGUGAAGAACAAUCAAAAACAAUUGUAGCUGAGCUAAAAGCAAAUCUUAGGUAUAUAGAGGAUAUAUGGCUUUGAUAAAAAAUAAA